GCUUGCCGGGCGCCCGAACCCUCCACAUCCGACCGCCACUAUAGUGUCCUCCUAGAGUACCGAUCCACUUCAUUAGCCAAUGUCACCUUGAAACGUCACUGUCGGCAAAGAACGCCAUGGUGAAUUAUCGGUGCCACUGACUGGGUGGUAGGCGUGCGUAGUUCGUCAUUGUCAUGGAUGAUGCUAGUGUUCGUAGAGUCAAUGUCACAAACGGGAAACACAGUCAUGGCACAUCCCGAACACCAAUGACGACGACCCAAGACCAUCGACGAGAGGAAGCAGAUAUAUAAACAACUUCCUGACCUCUCCAUCAACAGUUUUCUUUCCCAUCAUCCACCACAGCAACAAUCAAGCAAUCCAGCCUCAUCACCAACUCCAACCAACAUCAAACCACUCCACCGAUCCACUCCAACCAACCAACCAACCAACCUUCAAAAUGCGUGCCUCCACCAUCAUCGCCCUCGCCUCCUCCACCCUGGUCGCCGCGGCGCCCACUCCCCGCGACACCAGCAGCAGCAGCAACAUCUUCGAGAUCAGCGACUUCGUCUUCGGCUGCACCAACGACUGCGGCUGGUCCUUCAAGGCGACCAUCACGGGCAGCAACCCACCGACCCACCCCAGCCUGGACACGCCCGUGACGUGCGCGGGCAACUUCAACGUGCAGGACCCGUCGUCGGGCCAGCAGUACGUGGACUGCAGCGCGACGGGCGACGCCAAGACCUCGCUGGUCGCCAACAUCGACCCCAAGACCAACGUCCUGAGCCUGUUGUACCUCGUCAGCGCGCCCGAGGACGGCAACAACUACCGCUACCUCGGCCAGAAGGAGGUCUACGCCGUCACCGGGCCCGACGCCGACAAGCAGGCCGCCGACUUCUCCGUCCCGCAGACCUUCGAGGCGGCCACCCCCAUCUUCUAGAUGGAUGAUGAUGCCGACGAUGAUGGGAACCAGAGAGCACCAAGGCGGAUAGCGUGCAGCGCUGAGAGAAAGAGAGAUGUGAGAGCAUGGCGGCAUUUGUUUCGGGCAUUGGCAUAGCGAACAAGGCAUUGAUUUGGGCAUUUACAACAACCAAAAAAACCCACCUUCCUUUUUUUCCAAUUAAUCAUAAUCAAUCAAUCAAAUUUGUUUCGGACAAA
Dissoconium aciculare CBS 342.82 is the source of this 1134-nucleotide messenger RNA. RefSeq lists its product as uncharacterized. The transcript has a single exon. The record is from RefSeq and is a predicted model, not a curated record. Lineage: Eukaryota; Fungi; Ascomycota; Dothideomycetes; Mycosphaerellales; Dissoconiaceae. The coding region runs from base 437 to 916 and encodes 159 amino acids.